CUUUUUUUGGCUGCUAUGGUUUCCAUAUGACGAAAGGAAAUUGCUGCAAUUUUUGGCGACUUCAAAGUCCCACUUUAUUUUUCACUUUCCUCUGCUUUUGUGACACUUUCUUGAUCAUGUCACUCAGAAUCCCAUUCACAACUGUGGCACACAGCCCUUCUAAACCCGAGAUCGUACUCGCCAAUGGAAAAGAAUUCAUCGUUGUUAACACAAGAGACUGAUCGAUCAUACAAUUGACUAUAGCACCGGUGAAGCUGUUAAACCCAUUGCUGAAAAUGAUCGUAAACAGGAGUAUAACGAAUUGUACCGUAUAAUGACGUUCAACAAUGACGGCUCAUUGCUUGCAGCCACAGGCGAUGACAAGAAGAUCAAUGUAUACGAUACCUCGAACUGGACACUCAAGUAUUCAAGAGUGGCCAACAAGCGCGUCAAUGCGUUCCAAUUCAACAAUGCCUCGACUGAGAUUAUUUGUGCAGAUAAAUUUGGUGAUGUUUACUGCCAUCCUGCUAAGGGUGAUGAUGGAAAGGAAGAUGAAAAGCUGGCGCCCGUCGUGGGCCAUGUUUCCAUGGUGACAGAUAUGACUCUGUCAAAGGAUGAAAAGUUUAUUAUUACGUCUGAUCGAGAUGAACACAUUCGCGUGAGCAACUAUCCUAAUGGCUAUAACAUUGAAUCUUUCUGUCUUGGACACACUGACGUUGUGACCGACAUCCAGCUUUUACCCUGGGAUGAAUCUCUGCUGAUCUCUGCUGGUGGUGAUACCACUAUCCGUGUAUGGGACUUUUCGAAGGGAAAAGAACUUCAGAAUUUAUCUAUCAAAGAAUACAUUCAACCAUAUAUGGCGAAGGCUACCGAUGCUAACUCUGAAGAACCAAUGGUACGAAGACUUGUGAUUGAUGCAAACAAAAAGUUGAUUGCUAUUGUCUUCGCAAAAACGAGUGCUAUUGUGCUUUUGGAAUGGACCACCGAUAACAAGUUGGUCCAUAAGAGCACCCAGGAAGCUGGAUCCACAGUAUUGGACGCAUGCUUUGAUUCGCAAGGCAAAUUAUGGGUAUCGCUUGCUCCAGCUGAAGGAGACAAGGGCGAAUUGUUGGCGAUCUUUGAAGAAAAAGAAGGAAAGUAUGAGCGUUUGCCCGCUGACAAUGAACUUGUCAAGCAAGUCAACGCUAUUGAGACUGGUCUCGUGGAAAAACUUCCUGAUCUUUACACCAUCUUUGGUCUUCGGAAAUUGCUCGAUCUUCCUGACUUUGUUCAAACACCCCCGGAUAAGGCUCGCAACAAGAACAAGAAGCGAAAAGUUGCAGAAGAAUAAAGAAAACAAGCCUUCUUUUGAUAUUCAUUUUUGAUUAGAUAUGUGUAUGGUGAAUCAUUCUUGUUAUCGUUGAGUGAGAGACUGGGGAUGAGGGUGUUUUGGGAGAUACAAAUUUGGGAGAAAAACAGAACAAGUAUACUGAUUAGAUGGGAGGCGCGAUAUUAAG
This is a messenger RNA of Zychaea mexicana, 1475 nucleotides long. RefSeq names its product WD40-repeat-containing domain protein. Gene Ontology annotation, biological process: RNA (guanine-N7)-methylation. Bases 314 to 1309 code for a protein of 331 amino acids. NCBI's taxonomy places the organism in Eukaryota, Fungi, Mucoromycota, Mucoromycetes, Mucorales, Lichtheimiaceae. The transcript is spliced from 10 exons. Gene Ontology annotation, molecular function: tRNA (guanine(46)-N7)-methyltransferase activity; protein binding. Gene Ontology annotation, cellular component: tRNA methyltransferase complex; cytosol; nucleus. The record is from RefSeq and is a predicted model, not a curated record.